This is a messenger RNA of Drosophila rhopaloa, 953 nucleotides long. RefSeq names its product stromal cell-derived factor 2. The coding region runs from base 152 to 802 and encodes 216 amino acids. The record is from RefSeq and is a predicted model, not a curated record. NCBI's taxonomy places the organism in Eukaryota, Metazoa, Arthropoda, Insecta, Diptera, Drosophilidae. The transcript has 2 exons.
ACUAAGCGCUUGGUCACACCGGCAUAAAAUCCCUGAGCUGUCACAAAAUCCAAUUGUUUGCGUGUUCAUCGAGGAGUUAAAUCGUAAUUGCCGGCACAGGUUGGCUAACUUAAGUACUCAGGAUAAGAUAAGAUAACUCGGGAAGGACGCAAUGCAGCACGGACUACUGCUCGCCGGAUUGGCUCUGGUCAGCAGCCUUUCCAGUGGUGCCGCCACGGAAUCCAACGUGGUUACCUGCGGCUCCAUCCUGAAGCUCCUGAACUCAGACUACUCCUUCCGCCUGCACUCUCAUGAUGUGAAGUACGGAUCCGGAUCCGGACAGCAGUCAGUAACAGGCGUGGAGCAGAAGGAGGAUGUGAACAGCCACUGGGUGGUCAAGGCCCAGAGCGGAGAGCUGUGCGAACGGGGCGAGCCCAUCGCCUGCGGAUCCACCAUACGCCUGGAGCACCUGUCUACCAAGAAGAACCUGCACUCGCACCACUUCUCAUCGCCGCUCUCCGGCGAGCAGGAGGUGUCCGCCUACGGAACAGAUGGACUUGGCGACACCGGUGACCACUGGGAAGUAGUGUGCUCCAAUGACAGCUGGAUGCGGAGUGCCCAUGUGCGACUGCGCCACAUCGACACCGGCAUGUACCUCGGAAUGUCCGGCCGCUCUUACGGCAGACCCAUCUCCGGACAAAUGGAGAUAGUGGGCGUGCACAAACCGCAGCACGGAACGCGCUGGACCACGGCAGAGGGCCUGUUUAUCGUGCCCAAAGAAAAGAGCUCCACGCACGAGGAGUACGCCCACUCAGAGCUGUAGUGGUGAUAAGACACUGCUCUAGUUCUGUACCACUAUUAGUUCUGUAACUUAUAAUUUAGUUCAAUUUUUAUGUGAAGCGAGUUCAUUUUUUAGACCCACAAAGCAAAACAACAAAUUAAAUUUAUUUAAAUUCUAUCAGGGAAAUUCGAAA